CCCAAGCAAAACAAUAGACUUCUGUUCUCAAGUUGCCUCAAUUUCCUCGCUGGCAGUUGUCGCUCUUAGUCAAUCUCGCAAAACCUUUACACUUUUUCGAUGCCUCCGGCGCAACCUCGUAACCGAUCUUCCUCGGCCACCGGAUCUCCUUCAUCAUCCGUCAAGGCUCCAUUAAAUCCGGACUCAUUUCUGACUGAAUUGACGGCUAUGUUCGAGCGAAGUACGGAUAAGGGUUCCGUUUGGGUCACUCUUAAGCGAUCAUCGAUGAAGUCUAAGGUGCAAAGGAAUAAGAUGCAAACUGCUGGGGAACCCAUUGAUUACCGAUGCUUGAUUCGGGCUACUGAUGGAAAAAAGACGAUUUCAACUACGGUGGGUGCCAAGGAACACCAGCGUUUUCAAGCUUCAUAUGCAACCGUACUAAAAGCUCACAUGACUUCUCUGAAGAAACGAGAACGGAAGGACAAGCGAAAAGCUGAAUCAAACAAGGCAACGGAGGGCUCCAAGAGGUUGGCUUCUUCAGCUAAGUGAAAGUGAAUGUGUUUUUCUCACAAAAAAAUUAGAGACAAGUUUUUGUGUCCCAUUUGAACAGCUUGAAAAAAUUUUGAAAAGAGAGAAAUAUAUUAGACUAUUUCAGAGCGUUGCACAACCUUAUAUUUUCUGGUGAGCACGUGUUUGUUUAUUUGAUGA
Molecule: messenger RNA, 687 nt
Organism: Amaranthus tricolor (Joseph's coat)
Lineage: Eukaryota; Viridiplantae; Streptophyta; Magnoliopsida; Caryophyllales; Amaranthaceae
Product: signal recognition particle 14 kDa protein-like
Exons: 4
Coding region: 100-528 (142 amino acids)
Biological process (GO): SRP-dependent cotranslational protein targeting to membrane
Cellular component (GO): signal recognition particle, endoplasmic reticulum targeting
Molecular function (GO): 7S RNA binding; endoplasmic reticulum signal sequence receptor activity
Source: RefSeq, a predicted model, not a curated record